Messenger RNA from Archocentrus centrarchus (flier cichlid), 3214 nucleotides. Its product is annotated as NLR family CARD domain-containing protein 3-like. Bases 8 to 3160 code for a protein of 1050 amino acids. NCBI's taxonomy places the organism in Eukaryota, Metazoa, Chordata, Actinopteri, Cichliformes, Cichlidae. The record is from RefSeq and is a predicted model, not a curated record. The transcript is spliced from 8 exons. Gene Ontology annotation, molecular function: protein binding.
CAUAUUUAUGCUGCUGGAGGAAAAUAUCAUCACUUUUGUGAGGCACGAACUGAAGAAAAUCCAGAAGGUUUUAAAUCCAGAAUUUGUAGAGCAUCAGAAUGAGGAUGAGGAGUUGCUGCCAGUUGAGGAAGAAGCAAAAAGAGAGGAAAACAGAGAAGCAUUUGUGAAGAUCACACUGCACUUCCUGAGGAAAAUGAAGCAGGUGGAGCUGGCUGACCGUCUGCAGAGCAAAUUUCCCAUCACCUGUCAGCAUAAACAUAAAUCUGCUCUGAAGAAGAAGUUCCAGUGUGUGUUUGAGGGCAUCGCUAAAGCAGGAAACCCAACCCUUCUGAAUCAGAUCUACACAGAGCUCUACAUCACAGAGGGAGGGACUGCAGAGGUCAAUGAUGAACAUGAGGUCAGGCAGAUUGAAACAGCAUCCAGGAAACCAGACAGAGCAGAAACAACAAUCAGACAAGAAGACAUCUUUAAAGGCUCACCUGGAAGAGAUGAACCAAUCAGAACAGUGCUGACAAAGGGAGUGGCUGGCAUUGGAAAAACAGUCUUAACACAGAAGUUCACUCUGGACUGGGCUGAAGACAAAGCCAACCAGGACAUCCAGUUCAUGUUUCCAUUGACUUUCAGAGAGCUGAAUGUGCUGAAAGAGAAAAAGUUCAGCUUGGUGGAACUUGUUCAUCACUUCUUUACUGAAACCAAAGAAGCACGAAUCUGCAGCUUUGAAGACUUCCAGGUUGUGUUCAUCUUUGAUGGUCUGGAUGAGUGUCGACUUCCUCUGGACUUCCACAACACUGAGAUCCUGGUUGAUGUUACAGAGUCCACCUCAGUGGAUGUGCUGCUGACAAACCUCAUCAGGGGGAACCUGCUUCCCUCUGCUCACCUCUGGAUAACCACACGACCUGCAGCAGCCAAUCAGAUCCCUGCUCAGUGUGUCGACAUGGUGAUAGAGGUCAGAGGGUUCACUGACCCACAGAAGGAGGAGUACUUCAGGAAGAGAUUCCAGGAUAAGAAACUGGUUUACAAAAUAAUCUCCCACAUCAAGACAUCACGAAGCCUCCACAUCAUGUGCCACAUCCCAGUCUUCUGCUGGAUCACUGCUACAGUUCUGGAGGAUGUGCUGAAAACCAGAGAGAGAGGAGAGCUGCCCAAGACCCUGACUGAGAUGUACAUCCACUUCCUGGUGGUUCAGGCCAAAGUGAAGAAGGUCAAGUAUGAUGGAGGAGCUGAGACAGAUCCACACUGGAGUCCAGAGAGCAGGAAGAUGAUUGAGUCUCUGGGAAAACUGGCUUUUGAUCAGCUGCAGAAAGGAAACCUGAUCUUCUAUGAAUCAGACCUGACAGAGUGUGGCAUUGAUAUCAGAGCAGCCUCAGUGUACUCAGGAGUGCUCACACAGAUCUUUAUAGAGGAGAGAGGGCUGUACCAGGACAAGGUGUUCUGCUUCAUCCAUCUGAGUGUUCAGGAGUUUCUGGCUGCUCUUCAUGUCCAUCUGACCUUCAUCAACUCUGGAGUCAAUCCGCUGGAACAACAACAAACAGCCUCCCAGACAGAGAAACACCUCUACCAGAGUGCUGUGAACAAGGCCUUACAGAGUCCAAAUGGACACCUGGACUUGUUCCUCCGAUUCCUCCUGGGUCUUUCACUGCAGACCAAUCAGAGUCUUCUACGAGGUCUUCUGACACAGACAGGAAGUAGCUCACAGACCAAUCAGGAAACAGUCCAGUACAUCAAGAAAAAGCUCAAUGAGGAUCUGUCUGAAGAGAAAAGCAUCAACCUGUUCCACUGUCUGAAUGAACUGAAUGAUCGUUCUCUAGUGGAGGAGAUCCAACAGUCCCUGAGUUCAGGAAGUCUCUCCACAGAUAAACUGUCUCCUGCUCAGUGGUCAGCUCUGGUCUUCAUCUUACUGUCAUCAGAAGAAGAUCUGGAUGUGUUUGACCUGAAGAAAUACUCUGCUUCAGAGGAGGCUCUACUGAGGCUGCUGCCAGUGGUUGAAGCCUCCAACAGAGCUCUGUUGAGUGGCUGUAACCUGUCAGAGAGAAGCUGUGAAGCUCUGUCCUCAGUACUCAGCUCUGAGUUGUCUAGUCUGAGAGAGUUGGACCUGAGUGACAAUGAGCUGAAGGAUUCAGGAGUGAAGGUGUUGUGUUCACCCAUCAAGAGUCCACACUUUAAACUGGAAGUACUGAGACUGAGUCUCUGCAACCUCUCAGAGAGAAGCUGUCAAACUCUGUCCUCAGUUCUCAGUUCCCAGUCCUCUAGUCUGAGAGAGCUGAACCUGAGUAACAAUGACCUGAAGGACUCAGGAGUGAAAGCUUUAUCUUUUGGACUUGAGAAUCCACAUUGUAAACUAGAAACACUCAGGUUGUCAGGCUGCCUGAUCACAGAAGAAGGUUGUAAGUCUCUGGUCUCAGCUUUGAGCUCCAACCCCUCCCAUCUGAGAGAGCUGGACCUGAGCUACAACCAUCCAGGAGAGGCAGGAGUGAAGCUGCUGGAGCAGCUGAGACUGGAAACUCUCAGGGUGGAGCCUGCUGGAGUCCGAUGGUUGAGACCAGGUCUGAGGAAGUAUUCCUGUCAACUCACAAUCGACACAAACACAGUGAACACAAAACUCCAACUGUCUGACAACAACAGGAAGGUGACACAUGUGGAGGAGGUUCAGUCAUAUCCUGAUCAUCCAGACAGAUUUGAUGUUUAUCAUCAGCUGCUGUGUAGAGAUGGUCUGACUGGUCGCUGUUACUGGGAGGUCGAGUGGAAAGGAAAGGUUCAAAUAUCAGUGAGUUACAGAAGAAUCAGCAGGAAAGGAAACAGAGAUGACUGUGAGUUUGGAAGGAAUGAUCAGUCCUGGAGUCUGAACUGCUCUGAUAAUGAUGGUUACUCUGUCUGGCACAACAGCAGAGAAACAUCCAUCUCCUCCUCCUCCUCCUCUGUCUCUAACAGAGUAGCAGUGUAUGUGGACUGUCCUGCUGGCACUCUGUCCUUCUACAGAGUCUCCUCUGACACUCUGAUCCACCUCCACACCUUCAACACCACAUUCACUGAACCUCUUUAUCCUGGAUUUACACUCUGGCUUCCUGGUUCUUCAGUGAGUCUGUGUGCUGAGUUGAGUUUAAACAGUGUCUUUUUCCACUCAAAGCUUCACAGUGAAUAUCAGGAUGUUGUGUUUCUCUGAAGCUCAGUUCAGCUCAGAUGAUUCAGUUCAUGUCAGCUGCAGUUAGUUUGCUGC